AUGUAUCUUUCCAAGGCCCACUUGUGGGGGUUACUGCUACUACUUCCAGCAAGAGUGGUAACCUCGCACUCAACCAACUCCUCCGAAGACUUGCUUUGGGGUGUAUAUCGCCCAAACCUCUACUUUGGCCUCAAGCCUAGGGUACCUCAAUCUCUCGUGACUGGUCUCAUGUGGUUCGGUACUCAGGAUUAUCAAUCUAUCAGUAAAACUCGACAUGCAUGUGAUCAAGGGGACGGUCUGGACAGCUACACUUGGACCACAUAUGACCCUCGCCGUGGUGGCGAACAGGUGCUCAGAGACAGCCAAAAUAACGUCGAAUUAACCACCGAGCUGUUGAAGAUUUCCGGAGGCAACAAUGGUGGUAGUUGGGCUGCAAGAAUCAAAGGGAAACCGAUCAACUCCGAAUUUCCUUCCCGAAUUUCCACGAUAUUCUACGUCGGCCUAGAGGGUCUCGGUGGUAUAGACAUGGUCACAGAUGAGAAUGAAAACGGCAUCGAAGGGCCUGUGGAGUUUGUAGGAUCAACUCCUGACUUGGACGAUUUCACGAUUCGGAUAGUUGACAGUCCUGAAAACAAUGCAGUUACAAACGGGCCUCAUUCUGAAGCAUUCAAAGAGCGUAUCGGCAAAUCUCAUUUGGCUGGGUUGCGACUAAACCGAGGGGACAUUUGGACGGCCAAAGAAUGGAUAUUACAAAAUAUCGUCAAUCAUGCGGCAGACAUUGUUCAAAAAUAUCGGACAUCGACAGCACCGGACCCCUCAUUUGUUUUACAGUUAUCUGAUGAGGUUUACACAGGAAGUAACUUAUAUGCUGUACAAAAAAGUUUUGACGGAGAGUUCCAGUUUGAUGUAUUCUUCGAAAGCCAAAGUGCAGCUCAGAUGCUUGAUGCGUCAAUCCUUGACCAAGGCAUGCACGCUCUGAAUGCAUCUUUUGAUAAACGUUUCGAGGCUAUCUUUCCAACGUCGCCCUCUUACUUUGCUGCAGACCCAGGAGCCCUUAGCUCUUUCAGCAAAGCUAUAACAUCUAAUCUUCUGGGUGGUAUCGGCUAUUUCUACGGAACCUCUAUCAUCGAUCGAAACUUCGCAUACGAGUGGGACGAGGAUGAUGAUUUCACGCCCGACGCCGAUGAGGAUGCACAAAAGGACGCAAAGUUAUUAGAGCCUCAAGGUCUACUGACUGCAACACCUAGUCGCAGUUUUUUCCCAAGAGGCUUCUAUUGGGAUGAAGGAUUUCAUUUGCUGCACAUUGGACAGUGGGAUAAUGAUCUCAGCCUGGAGAUGCUCAUGGAUUGGAUCAACUUGAUUGACAAUGAUGGCUGGGUUGCUAGGGAACAAAUUCUGGGCGAAGAAGCGAGAAGCAAAGUUCCAGCUCAGUUUCAAACCCAAGUCCCCUCUUUUGCCAACCCUCCGACUCUUACUAUGGCAGUCACUGCGUUUAUCGACCGAUUGAAAUCUCAAACGUCUGGGUUAUCGGAUGAGGACCUUGGCAUGAAUUAUAUACCCGGAUCUCAGACUAUACUCACUGAUACCACUACAUUCACGGAUGGCAAUAUCUACCUGACGUAUGAUCGUGGGGUUGCGUACCUGCAGUCUAUCUACCACCCUCUUAAGCGCCACUAUGAUUGGUUUCGCCGCACCCAACGCGGACAAAUCAAGCAGUACGGUCGUAAAGCUCGUUCUCGCACCGAGGCGUAUCGCUGGCGAGGACGAUCGGAACAACACGUCCUAACAAGCGGCAUGGAUGACUAUCCAAGAGGUCCUCCUCACGCUGGAGAGCUACAUUUGGACCUGAUAAGCUGGAUGGCAUUUUUCACAAGGACUAUGCGGGAAAUAUCAGGUUUCAUUGGUGAGACUGAGGACCAAUUAAGCUUCUUGGAGAUAGAGAGAGCAAUCCUGGAUAAUAUUGAAGAUCUUCACUGGAGUGAGGAAAAGCAAAUGUAUUGCGACGUGAAUAUCGACGAUCAAGAUGAAUCUUAUCAUGUUUGUCAUAAGGGAUAUCUUUCCCUUUUCCCUUUCCUUCUUUCUCUGCUCUCCCCCGACUCGCCGCAUCUGAGGGCUGUCCUCGACCUCUUGCGUGAUCCUGACCAUCUUUGGUCACCAUAUGGUCUUCGCAGCCUGUCUGUUAGUGAACCUGCAUUCGGGACCGGCGAAAACUAUUGGAAAGGUCCGAUAUGGAUACAGAUGAAUUAUAUGGCCCUAAGUUCGUUGUUCAAGGUGUAUGGUGCUGAGGAAGGCCCUUAUAAAGAAUAUGCUAAAGACAUUUACACCGAACUGAGGAAAAACGUCAUAGACAAUGUUUUUAGCGAAUACAAGAGGACUGGAUACGUAUGGGAGCAGUACGAUGCUGUCACUGGAGAAGGGAGAAGGAGCCAUCCUUUCACGGGCUGGACGUCACUGGUAACUUUAAGUAAGGGCCAUAAUACCAUUCACAGCUUUCGCUGA
Serpula lacrymans var. lacrymans S7.9 is the source of this 2439-nucleotide messenger RNA. RefSeq names its product glycoside hydrolase family 63 protein. Gene Ontology annotation, biological process: protein N-linked glycosylation; oligosaccharide metabolic process. The coding region runs from base 1 to 2439 and encodes 812 amino acids. Lineage: Eukaryota; Fungi; Basidiomycota; Agaricomycetes; Boletales; Serpulaceae. The transcript is spliced from 15 exons. The record is from RefSeq and is a predicted model, not a curated record. Gene Ontology annotation, molecular function: Glc3Man9GlcNAc2 oligosaccharide glucosidase activity. Gene Ontology annotation, cellular component: endoplasmic reticulum membrane.